AUGAGACCAGAUAAAAGUUUUAGAAUUUAUCCUAGACCAGAUCAAGAUUACAAAAAGAAGGAUUCCCUAGAUAUACAAAAGGUUACAGGCAAAUUAUAUGGGAAAAGACCAACUGGAAACAAGGUCUAAGCUUAUCUUUGGAUAUUGUGCUUUAUUAUUGGAGUAGUAAUGGGAUCUAUAGCUUUCAUCAUGGAUAUUAUUGUUGUUGAAUUAGUUGAUUUAAAAUGGUAAUCCACUUAGGAUAUAGCAAGGACUAAUGUAGGGUUGGGAUGGUUCGUACUAAUCUUAUAUAGCUUAUGCUUUGUAUUUAUUGCAGCUGUGAUUUCUGUAUAUAUUGCUCCAGCAGCUAUUGGCUCUGGAGUAGCUGAAGCAAUGGGACUACUGAAUGGAAUUGCUUAAUAAGAUUACAUUUGUUUGAAAACUCUUGUUGUGAAAACCUUAGGUGUUUCACUUGCAGUAGCAGGUGGACUCUGUGGUGGUAAAGAGGGUCCAUUAGUGCACAUUGGAUCAAUAGUAGGAUAUGCAAGUGCAUAUAUUCCUAUGAAAUUUACAAGAUAUUUUAGAAAUGACUUUGAAAAGAGAAAACUAAUGGCUGUAGGGACAGCGGCUGGAGUUAGUGCUGCCUUUGGAGCCCCUAUUGGUGGAUCCCUUUUUGCUUACGAAAUAUCAAAGCCUAGCACGUUUUGGUCUUUCUCUCUAACAUGGAAAACAUUCUUUGCAUCUACAAUAAGUACUUUUGUGCUUAGUGUUUUUAAGCAACUUUAUGAUGGUAAAUUCCCUAUCUAUGUAUCAAGUUCAGAUAUUGUAAAACUAGGAGCAUCAUAAAAACCAGUAACACUAGAUAGUUUGUUCGCAGCAGUGAUAAUAGGAAUAUCAGGGGGUUUUUUAGGAGCAUGCUUUAUUAGAAUAAACAAUCAAAUCAACAAGUACAGAAAAUAAUAUCUCAAAGAAAAAUGGAUGAAGGUAGCUGAGGCAUUAUGUCUAACAUUAGUAACAAUGACUACAUUUUAUAUAGCAAUGUACAUUAAAUAUGCUUCAGAUGAUGACCCUAAUAAUGAUACAGAAAUAUGCUAGAAAUUAAAGCCAGAAGUACCAUCAAGAGAAUUUCUAUGUCCUGAAGGUACCUUUGAUAGAUUAGCAACUAUAUUAUUUGAUACUCAAUCAAAUACAAUAAAAACCUUCAUGUCUGACAGACGUGAAAUUCUUUGGUAAAAUGCCUUGAUAUUCGGAAUUAUAUGGUAUAUUUUUCUUUGUUUAACAUCAGGAGUGGCUGCACCUCUUGGUAUUUUUAUUCCCUGUAUACUUAUUGGUUGCAGUCUUGGUCAUCUUUACUUCAAAAUUCACUACAUGAUUUUUUCCGCUUCUGAUUCAGAGUUAAUAAGGCCGUCGACUUUUGCUAUAUUGGGAUCAACUGCUGUGUUAGCAGGUUCAACGAGAAUGACUUAUUCAUUAGCUGUUAUAAUGCUUGAAACUACAUCAAGUGUAGAUAUUUUUUUGCCAAUCAUCUUUACUUUAUUUGUGUCAUAUGGCUCAGGAACUCUUUUAAUUAAUAAAUCCAUUUAUCGUAGUGCUCUUAGAAGCAAGAAUAUACCACUACUACUAAAAGAUAUUCCAAAGGAAAAUGGGCAUUAUUAGGCUUAGUAGUUGAUGUCAAGUCCAGUGAGAGCUUUUAACUUCAUAGUAAAAGUAUAGGAUGUUUUGUUUUAACUCUCAACAACCACUAUAAAUGGAUUUCCUGUACUUAACUGUCAUAGAAGAGUAAUUGGAAUCAUUGAGAGAGAUACUCUUAUAGUUUUGAUUAAAAAUAAAGCAUGGUAUAGUGUUAAAGGGGAAGUUGAAGAAGUGAAAGAGGCAGAUGUAUAAACUAAUGCUAAAAACAAAACAUCAACAGAGAGAUAUGUUAGUACUUAAAGCAUUAAUAGACUGGAUGAAGAAUAAUUAAUUGACAUGGUUAGUGAUAACACAAUUACAAAUUAAGAGUAAUUGCUGCAUAAAGAUAUGUGGGACAAUCUGACUAGAAGGGAGUACUUAGAUGACAAAGAUUAUGUAAAAUAUCCAUUACAAGAAGACAAACUUUAAUGGGAAGAUCUUAAUUAAAACUUCAAGUCUUUAAUUAGAGAUUACAAGGACAUUUUAGAUAUUGCUAAAGCUAACUUGGAGAGAGAAUUAGAUUUAAGACCCUACAUGAUAGAUAGACCUUUCACAGUUUGCUCUCAAGACAAAUUUUCUAAAGUGCUAAAGAUAUUCAUAUAGAUGUAGCUUAGACAGCUACCAGUAGUAAGCGAGUCUAAUGGGCAAAUAUUAGGUAUAAUCACCAGACAAGAUUUGUUCUAGUACAUGACACUUUGA
Messenger RNA from Stylonychia lemnae, 2349 nucleotides. NCBI's taxonomy places the organism in Eukaryota, Ciliophora, Spirotrichea, Sporadotrichida, Oxytrichidae. The record is from the annotation of a GenBank genome assembly.